CGCGCGCCUCCCUUCUGCACCUGAACAGUCGGCUUUAAGCGCACAGCACCACAGCUCGUCCUCACACACACGAAGGCGUAGUAAGCUUUCCUAACUCCUAACGCUGUUUCACUUCAACCCGCCGGUUCACAAACUUACCAAGAACAUGUUUCAGUUCAAGAGGUCUUUCGAAGGCGAGAAACUUCAGCUGCAGGAACUGAACCAGAGGCUCGGGCACUACCUGUCCAGAGCUAAGCAACUGGAGCAAGAAAACGCUCUCCUGAUAGCGGAAAUCAACACGAUCAGGCGUAACAGGUGUGAGGAAUGGGAAAGCACACGCCUGGCCGAGCUGAGAGAGAUGAGAAGGCUGGUGGAACAACUCUCUUUUGAAAAGUGCAGAGCGGAGAUGGAGAGGGAGCAGCUGCGCAGAGAACUUCAGCUGAUCCAGGCCAUGCGCUCCGACGAGUCGUCGCUCAGCAAAGGUCUGGAUGGCGAGCUGCAAGGUUGUGAGAAGCAGCUCCAGCGUGCUCUUCAGACCAACAGCGCGUUGGAGGAGCGCCUGCUCCAGCUGCAGGAUGAAUGUGCGCUUUUACAUGAUGCUCACAGGACCGAGGUCGCGCACGUCAGGAGCUGCGUGCACACCCGGGUCUUACCUGUAGUCACUCGGACGUAUCACGGGCCACCAGCGUUCACUUCGGAGGAAGUCCAGGACUAUGCGCUUAGUCUGUCUGAAAGCUGGAAGGAGACAUUUGAGAUGUAUCGACAGCAGGUUGAGGAGAUGGAAGAAGCGAUAAAAGCAGAUCAGUCGAAGCUUGAAGAUAUUAGAAGGGAAAAGGUCGAGUACGCAAAAGAGCUGAACAAGCUGCGAGCAGAAAUGGAGAAACACUCUCAAAUACAGCUGGAGCUCGAGGAGCAUCUUAUGCACAUGCAGGAAAAGUUUAGACAAGACGUCACUCAGUAUCAGAUAAUUGUUGAAGAACUUAAACAAGAGCAUAUGUUUCUGGCCAAUGCUGUAUCAGAAAAGCUGAAAGAUCAUCAUGAACUCCUACAGGUCAAAAUGGGACUUGGCAUGGAAGUGGCAGCAUACAGGGCCCUGCUAGAAGGUGAAGGUACACAUGCUCAGAAGAGGACUGACCAAUAUUCAAGAGAGAGAAUAAUAGAUAUCAAAUUGCCAGCCCGUCCUUAUACUCCAAGAGCCUCUACCAUGACAGCAAGUCGACCAGAAGUGAGAAGGAAUUUAAUCCAUGAUGUCUGGAAUAUAAAACCUGUUUCAAGCACAAGAACCUCUACAGUUUCCAGACAGGUUGAUUUCAACAAAUCUUCCAGGAUUUUGCCUAUCGCUGUUUCAAACCAUGCUCAGCAGAGUCCUGCUGCAAGAAGAGACAUGCUUGCUUUCACCAAAGCAAAACAGGCUUCAGGUUGUGCAACAAGUGCAGCCAAACCUGAGGUUUCUACUAGUAAGACCAGCAAAGAUGUGAUGGAAGAACAAAGGGUAAUCAUCAAAGGUGUGUCUAAAAGCCCACAAAGUGAUCUUUUCCAGGCAGAAAUACAAAACAAAGUGUUUCCCACUGCAUCAUCAACAGUAGAAAUAAAAUCAGUGAAAGUUGUGACACCACCCAUGAUGAGCCUGAACAGAAAAGCAGAAACCCAGCAGAAAUCUGAGGAUAAGAAAGAUAAAAUAAAAGAUGAGAGGACCGAAGCAGAGUAUGUCAAUGUAACAGUACAAUCAGAUUCAACACACUUUAUCCAGCAUAAUGAAUCCGCGAAACGAAAAGAAAAUGAGAAAGAUUUGAAUGAUUCUGGGAAUGUGGGACCAAAGAUAUUUGCAGGUGAGGAAAAAGUUUUGGACUCUGUGUCUAUGGAAGAAAUUAUUGAGAAUGUCAUUAAACCUGCUGGUUUUGAUACCAAGCUCAGUUCAUCUGGUGACUCAAAGAUCACAUACCAUGUAGAGAAAACAGAGCAAGAGGAUGGAAGUACAAAGACUCAGAUAGUUCUGCAGUCAAAAAUGGAAGAGGAUCUGGAUUUGACAGACAGCUCUGCUCUUGAGGAACUUCUUAAUAAGGGGGUACAUAAAGUUUCUCUGGAGGACAUUGAAGGAACCCCAACAGGAAGCAUGAUUCAGAACCUUCUGCAUCUUGGCCUUGAAGGUGAAAGUUUAGAAAACAAGUCGAUUAAAGUGGAGAUAAUGGGGGCACCACUGGAAUCUCAUAGUGAUGAAGGGAAAGCUGAAAUUAAAGAGACAGUGGAGGUUAAGUCCAAGCCUUACUUUCAACCAUCGUCCAUGUUCUUUCACAUUGAAGAACCAGACAAUGAACCUCAACCAGCUAAACAAAACGAGAACACUGAGGAGUUUGGGAAAACCUCAAAGUAUGUCAAGAGUGGAUUUGUGCAGGUGCAGGAAGUUCCAAGAGAUGAGAGCUUCCCAUACUAUUCUCAGGGCCAAGAAACACAAGAAUACUUUGUUUCCACUCCUGAAGACAACAUGUCUGAAUCAGAGGAGGGUGGAGGAUUUAUGUCUUAUGGACAUUAUGGGGUGGUGGAAGAUCUUUCAGAUGAGAGAUACUUCCAGGAAGAAAAUCUGCCUAUAAAAAGGAGGUACUCUGAUGAAGGGGAAUAUAACAUCGAGUCCCCUGAAUAUGUCAAAAGAGACACUCCAGAAAUUUCAGAGUGUUUUUUUGAAGAGGAGGUGCAUGUUUCUCCCAGUAUGCAGGAGUCAGUGCUGGAAAUCCUACAAGAAGAGUCACUGGACCCCAGAGAACAGUUAAAGGAAGCACUGGAGCAGAUAGGGGGCACUGUAUCUGGAGCUCUAAAAGAAGAACUUGUUUCGUUCACCAAAGCUGGUCAAGGUUCUGAGAACCUGUCUGUUAACAUCCAGAAGGUGCAGCAAUCACCAGAUGAUCGAACAAUGACCUUUGUGGCAGAGGUUAAUAUUUCCCAGAGUCUGGAGGAUUCUGGUCUGCUUCAAAAUGAGGGAGAUGACUUGUUACAGGAACAGGUGAUGGCAGCACUGCGGUCUCCCAGCUCUGACUUCCACCAGGCACACUGUGCUGGAGUUGAUGAUGAGUAUACCAUCAGACUCACCACAGAGGAGCUCCAGAAAGGGGAAAUGCCUUGGAUGACCAGCCUUCAGGAAACUGAAGGCUUGCGCUCAGAUCAUGAAAUUAGCAAGACAGAGAAGAUCAUCAGGCUGGGGCCUAAUGAGAGGUCUUUCACAUUUCAAAUGGAUAUUAACAACAGCGCAUCUGCACCAGGCAUAGAAGGCAUAAGUUCUCAGGAUCAGAAAGAUAAUGGAGCCAAUGUGCAAGAGUUUCUACAGACUGACCCCUCAUUAAAGGUCUACCAAGAGAAAAAAAUAGCUACUGUUUAUCUUGAAAGGCCGCAGGAGGACUAAAAGAGAUCCAGAUAUACAGUAAAACACCAUUAACUGAGAUCCAAAUAAAAAUGCCGAUUAUGUAACCAGGUAUGAUGAAUUGUUUGUUACUGUCAUUGUUUUUACAACACAUUUAGACAGCAGCACUUAUCAAGGAUUUAAAGGCUUGCCUUCUAUGCAAUCAGAUUAUUUUAUCACUGUGCCAUUUCUUACUUUUUGUUGUGUAAGCUUCAAGGAAUGAGUCAGUUAAUAUCCAGUUAUGUCAAAAAGUUAGUACCCCCCCCCCCACCCCCUUUUUUAAAAACAUAAAAAGCAUCUAAUUAAAGUGGGUCUUAUCAUUAGGCAAAUAAAACCUCAGAGUACUAACACCAUACAACUUUUUUCACCAUGCCAUUAUUUAUUUAACCAAAAUGAAGCUAAAAAGUAAAAAACAUGCAAGCAAUACUAGGUACCUGCUUACUGCUUCCACAUGAUUUAAUUGGUCCUUGAUUAAUCAAUUAUCAACAGUUGUGCAGACCUCUAUAAAAGCAUUUAGGUCUGGACCGUUCAGGUUUGUGUUAACACAAGGACAAAACUGUAGAACAUUGAACUCCAAAUGAUUAAAAUUUCCAAAAUGGUUUUAUAACCCUUUACAGACAAUUUGGAGUUGGACAACAUUCUACAGUGGAAAAAUUGAUAAACAUUCAAGACAGUUGUCUUCACAGAAUUGGACAACCCAGCACAUUCACCUCAAGUUUAAAUCCUCAGAGAAAUGAAAUUUCUCAGAAAGAUCUCAGACCCUAAAGGCCUCACUGAGCAUGUUAAAUGUUUAUUGUCCAUGGCAGCACAAUUAGAAGAAGACUGAACAGGUAAGGUUUGUUUUGAAGAGUUGAAAGGAGAAAGUCUCAUUGGUCUGAAAAGAACAUGGAAGCACAACUGAGGUUGCAAAAGUGCAUUUCAACAAAGCACAAGACUUCUGAAACAAUGUCCCAUGGACAAAUGGACCAAAUUGGAGUCGGUUGGCCUUAAUGCCCAGUGCCUUUUAUAAUGAAAAACCAAACAGCAUUUUGGCAGCAUACUCACCAUAUACCCACUGUCAAGCAUGGUGGUGAAGGGAUGAUGAUUUGGACUUGUUUUACAGCUAUAAGACCUGGGCAUUUAGCAGUCAUUGAGUUGACCAUGAACUCCUCUAUAUACCAGAGUAUUCUAGAGGCAAGUGUGAGGCCAUCUUCAGACAGCUACUGUAAAGCUUGGGUCAAGCAACAGGAAAAUGAUCUGAAGCACACCAGUAAAACUACAUCAAAAGGGCUGAAAAAUCAAAGAAUCAAUAUUUUGGAAUGGCCAAGUCAAAGUCACAGAGGAAACUAUUUCUUUAAAUAAUUGCUGCUAAAGAUAGAUCUACACGCUAUUGAAACAUGAGGUACUUAGUAUUGCUCACAUGUUUUUGGCUUCAUUUUUGUUAAAAUGUAUUCUUUAGUUUACAGUAUGCACUGUCAUAUUAAUAUUUUGAUAACGAUUCUGUUUCAAUGUAACAUGUAAAUUUGUUAAAUUAUAGCAGUCUACAAUUAAAAUUGUCUAGUAUAGAUUCAAUUAUAAAUUAAAUUUAAAAAAUAAUUUUAUUUUUAUGAUGUGACUAAGACAUAAAAACACCUUAAAUAUAUUUUUCCUGUGACUAUUCUGAUUUAGCAUAAGAUACCCACUAAACUUGUUAAUUAAAUGCUGAUUAAAAUGAGAUGCCUUUAAAAAAAUCAAGAACUGAUGGAAUCUUGUUCAUUAAAACGGGAAGUGGAUUACAUUUUGAUCGCUGAUUUUUUAUUAUAGUGAGAUGUGAUUGUUGUCAGAAUGAGCACCAGAGGUUCCAGACUAUACUUCUAGUCCUUCUUAAGUCCUUUAAUCCGUAAAUAACAUUAGCAUGGCAUUCGGAAAUCCAGCCUAUCUGCACUUCUAACAUUAGGAUCGUUCCAUGGUUUAGGAAUGUGUGAGUAAAGAGAGAGUGAGAUAUAAAGUAAAGUGUUUUUUUUUUUUAUGAGCAACAGUGUCAGCCUAGUGGUCACUGACUUAGCGUCUAGCAGCACGCUACAUAACAAGUGUAUUUUGGGACCCUUACUCAUGGUCCACAUAGCUGUAAUAGAAGGAGUGAAAAAAAAAGUGAGUGAAGCCAGGGUGCAUCCAGUAAGUCACUUCUGUAAUAGCAUGAGUCCUAAAGAGUUGUGCAGGUUUUUAAGAACAGUAUUAUUUGAAAUGUUAAAUAACUCUACUAUAGUUUUUUUUUUUUUUUUUUUCAAAAUUAAAACAUAUACUUUCUGUUUCACACUAAGAACAGGUUUCUUUUAAGCUGGCUGUGAUUUUUUUUAACCUGCUAUAGUUUUACAUUUAUUUGUCACCUGGUUUAUCACUGGUGAGAGUGUUAUGCUUGGAUGGAAUUAUGACUAUACUGUAUAACCACAAAUAUUGAUAAACCAAAGCUUUGUUUAGAAGUGGAUGUGCAGUAGCCUAAUUAAAAAUUUAA
Messenger RNA from Clarias gariepinus (North African catfish), 5837 nucleotides. It is a transcript of the gene synm, whose product is annotated as synemin, intermediate filament protein. Bases 146 to 3370 code for a protein of 1074 amino acids. Gene Ontology annotation, biological process: intermediate filament cytoskeleton organization; fast-twitch skeletal muscle fiber contraction. The transcript is spliced from 4 exons. NCBI's taxonomy places the organism in Eukaryota, Metazoa, Chordata, Actinopteri, Siluriformes, Clariidae. Gene Ontology annotation, cellular component: costamere; neurofilament cytoskeleton; intermediate filament. The record is from RefSeq and is a predicted model, not a curated record. Gene Ontology annotation, molecular function: intermediate filament binding; structural constituent of cytoskeleton; vinculin binding.